AUGGCUCUUACAUCCUACGCUGUCUUUCUUUUUGCCAUUUUUGGGUCUGUUCUGUCGAUUGGAACCAUUCAAAGUGCUGCUGUCACUGGAACCCUGAAAUGUAAUGGAGUGGUGAUAAAGGAUGUGCUGGUGAAACUGUACGAUGAUGAUAGUGGUAAGUUUGGCAACCAGAAUUUCGCUGAAAAUUUCUUAAAAUCACAAACAAACUUUUUCAAUAUUCUAGGCCUCGAUGCUGAUGAUCUAAUGGACACCAGUCAUUCGGAUGACCAGGGAAAGUUCCAUUUGUCAGGAGAUACGGAUGAGAUUGGAACAAUCGACCCAAAAGUCAAUAUCUACCACGAUUGCGAUGAUAAAUUUGUGGUAAGUUGCAAGAUACCAUCGGAGUUUAUGUUUUUCGAAAGCAAGUUGAGCAUUUCUAAAAUACGAGCGACAUCAACGGUAAAAGAUUUGGCCUUCCGUGCGAUAAAAGGCACGUUUUCCUUCGGUAGUUUCCAAAAUUUAUACAGUUAUAAGUGUGUAUUCGACUUACAUACAUAGUUCCUAAAAUUGCACGAUUUAUUAGUCUGUCGGGAAAAUAAUGAAAACUCGGUCGCAACGAAAAUCGUAUCGCCACCGAAAAAAUUAAUUGUGUCGCGGAAAAUCAAAUUGCUUUUCACUUCAGCGACGCGAUUAACGCAGCGAAAUUGUGCUCAGAAUUUUCCCGACAGACUAAAAAGUUAAAUUUUGCGAUGCGAUUCGUCUAAGUGCCCAUUAUUUUUCUGACAGACUGAUUUUUGAAAAAAUUGCUUUUCAGAGAAAAAGGCUUUUUAAAAAAUUGUGGUGAAAUAUUUACUGAAAAUUAUCUUACUACAGUAUUUGCAAUUUUGCCGAGUUUGCUUUCAUGGCGGAAGAUAGAAAAAAACUUUUUUGAAAUUUUGUUUCCAAGCCGUAGAAGUGCGAUUUAAAAGUAACUGUAAUGGCUCUUUAACCAAGAAAAUUUUCAGCCCUGCCAACGCAAAGUAACCAUCAAAUUGCCCGACAGUUACGUGACCAAAGGCAGCAAACAUCCAAAGAAAACCUAUGACAUUGGGACGCUCGAGUUGGCCGGUAAAUAUCCCGGGGAAUCUCGCGAUUGUAUUCAUUGA
Bursaphelenchus xylophilus (pine wood nematode) is the source of this 1124-nucleotide messenger RNA. NCBI's taxonomy places the organism in Eukaryota, Metazoa, Nematoda, Chromadorea, Rhabditida, Aphelenchoididae. The record is from the annotation of a GenBank genome assembly.